ACGCCUUAAUAUAGGUCGGCGUUCAGUUCAACGCGGCUGACAGACGACGACGAUUCAACCGUCCGCCAAGCGGCCCAAACCCACCAAGCCCACCGCCAAUCCAGACCCGCGCACCCUCACCACCGGCGGCGACCAUGGCGACGACCAAGGACCCCGCUGUCACCGGCGGCGAGCCCGCCAUCGGCAUCCCGUACGAUCCCGCGGCGGCGGCCCAGGGGCAAUACUACUACGCGCCGCCGCCGAACCCCUACGCGGCGGGGAUGCCGCCGCCCAACGCGAUCUACGCCGGCGCGCCCAAGGGGGUGCCGCUGCAGCAGACCAUGUUCCGCGACACGCCCGCGCCCUUCCACUGCCAGGCCUGCGGCGAAGCCGCCGUCUCUACCGUCCGGUCGAAGCCGAGCCUGGCAUCUGUUGUGGCCUGCAUGAUGCCCUUCAUGAUGGGGGUCUGCUUCCUAUGCCCUUCGAUGGACUGCCUCUGGCACAAGUACCAUUACUGCCCCAACUGCGGCGAAAAGGUGGGCGAGUUCAGAAAGUCCGACCCGUGCCUCGUGGUCGAUGCGCCCCGGUGGUCCGAGCCAAGCUUCGCCGUGCCUGCGUAGUGCAUACACCACUUGCUAUAAAUGCCAUUACCUUCAAAAUGAUAGAAUGCAUUGCUGUUGUUCUUGUGUAGUCUGUGUAUAAAAGGAUGCAAAACUUUCUUGUUGCAUGCUGUAUAUCCUGUAUGCCUGAAGUGCCGUUGCCCUCUAAUCUCUCUACUACGUUAGAACUGAAUGUCUCGUUUCUUUUGAAUCAGAAUAAACAUGUUACUCUUACAAGUGCAUGACAACACAUGUAAUAUGAGAUAUUUUUUUCGACAACGAACGA
Panicum virgatum (switchgrass) is the source of this 864-nucleotide messenger RNA. Its product is annotated as GSH-induced LITAF domain protein-like. The transcript has 3 exons. The coding region runs from base 135 to 599 and encodes 154 amino acids. The record is from RefSeq and is a predicted model, not a curated record. Lineage: Eukaryota; Viridiplantae; Streptophyta; Magnoliopsida; Poales; Poaceae. Gene Ontology annotation, molecular function: zinc ion binding.